AUGAAAAGAAAAACACGUACCCAUUAUUGUGUAAGUGUCAAAGAUGCAAGAAUAUACAAAAAAACAACAAAUGUUUUAGGUUCAGAAUUGUCCUAUGGUCUUUUUGAUGUUGAUUUAUCGGAUGACCUUUAUGUAUAUGACACAAUAUCGUGUCCAAAUUUCGAAUGUCCGGAACCCGAAAACCCAGAUUCAAAUACUGAUUGCUCAUGCGAUUAUACUCAGUGCCCACCUAAAUCAAGACCAUCAACAUGCACCAACCAAUGUCCAACAGAUAAAGAUCAUCCAUGCACUGGGGAGUGGGAGGUACUCCAAUUAGAUAAAGUUUAUAAUUUCUCAAUUAAUAAAACUAAACAAUUUAGAUUUAAAGCCAAUGGCUUAGAGUGCAAUGGUAUAUCAUUAAAAGCAAACUCAAUUAGUGGUUAUGGUAAUACCGAUAUUGGAUCAAGUUUAAACCUAAAUGAUUUAAGAACUAUGGGUAGAUCAUUCCAAAGAAAUAUUCAAUACAACAUAUGUCCAUCUGAUAAUAUUCAAACAGCAUCAACUACAUUCAAAAAAAGUUGGACAAGAGAUACAUAUUUCAUUCAAGUAACACCCCUUUCAAAUGUUUAUAAUUUUUCUCUGGUAUUACAUUCUUUAAAGAUUCAAAAUGUUGAUAGUUCAGUUACACCAUGUCAACUCUCAGGACCACUUAGCACAACUCAUAAGUGCUUAGAUAUUGGAACUUCUUACGAGAUAUCCGUUGGUUAUAACGAAAGAAAAUAUUUUGCAAUUAAUAUUACAAAACCGGAUUAUUAUUAUUUUAACUUUCCAAUCAUCGAUCAAACUCUUAAUAUUUUAAUUUCUGAUAAUGACAAUGUCACAAAACCAGUUCUUGGUGAAGCAACAUGGGAAUUAAUGGAGGAUACUGAAAAUUUUAUGCUUCUCUACUUGGAACCAAAAAGUGAUGGAACACCUUUAACUAUUUACAUCACAGCAGUAGCUUAUUAUCCAACCACAUAUGUAUUUUCAAUUACCAACUAUGGUAAAAAAUAUCAACAAUCCAUCUACUCAUCAGAAUCUGCUCAAGUUGGUUAUUUAAAUUUAAGAAGUACAUCCAAAUUAUAUUUAUCCAGUGGAAGUUAUUACACAACACACACCCUCUCAACAUCAGAUCUUAAAAAAACAUUUGAUAUUUUAUACCCACAAGAAGAUUUAAAUCCAUUGUGGCCAGUUUCAUCUAUUUUCGAUUAUGUCCUCUCUUCUUCAAAUUUAAAUCCAACUUUCAACACAUUCAAACCAAAUUCAUACCAAGCUUCAUUUUUACUAGAACAAAACGGCGGUUAUAUAUACACAAAGUAUUUGGAUUAUGAUUCAUUGAAAAAUUCAACUUUGGUUAUAAAUUCAAAUAUAUUUGAUAAAGAUGGAAAACCAGUUAAACUCAGUACCAAGUUUAGAGAGAUCCAAUUGGAAUGUGAUAUCGAAAAGUUUAAUAAAGCUAAUGAUAUGAUUAAGGAAAUUGAAGGCUCUUUAUUUGAUAUUUUAGAUAGAGAUAAUAUCAAUAACUAUAGAUACAAUCUCGAUUCAUUGACAAUUACCGAUGCUUGGUAUGGUUGCCAAAGUCAAAUUUUAAACUAUUUCGAAACUGAAACUUAUUUAGGUUAUAGAAGUCUUAAAAAUUGUCCAUAUGAAGCAACAAAUCCACUCUUUCAAACCAAUCCAUGUUGUAAUUCAAAACUCUCAUAUUAUGAAUGCUGUAAUCCUUCGGAUCUCCCCUUUAAUACAACAAAAAAUACACUUCUUAGAGUCGACUCUGUCAAAAAUCAAUGCUCCAGCCCAGAUUGCUCUCUUUCAGUUUUAACCGAUUUCAAUCGUUCACUUUCAACAAUUGAAGAAUGCACCAUCUCUGGCUCCACUAUUUCCAACAUCGAGUAUGAAGUUGUAACCGUAUUAAGAGAAUGCAAAAAUGAAUUAAUCUCUCCAGUUUGCACACUUGAUUCAGAUUGUGACGGUUAUGGUGCCCAUAGAUGCGAUCUUUUUAAAAGACAAUGUAUCCCAGAUUUUGAUACCAUUGAUAAAUCAUUUCUCAAAUGUGUUUUAGAAAAUCUUCCAAGAGGUGUUCUUUAUUAUCUACUCGAUAGUACAACAGCAUUUAACAGCAAGACUAUUGAUACAUUACAUAGUUAUCAUGCCACUCAAGAUUGUAUUGGUUAUCAAUCAAUUAUGGACCGUUCAACAUAUACUUUUAGCUCAGCCAAAUACGGAAAUUGCAACAAGAAUGAAGGUUGUUUAGACUCUACAUGUUUAAUUCAUCACGAUAUCUGUUAUGAUAAUAUUGCCCUCGAUAGCUCACUAAAACUAAUAUCUCAUAUUGGUAAUUGUGACUCCUUUGGAUUCUGUCCACAUUUAGAUUGCACCAAUUUAAAUAAUUCCCUUUGCAAGAGUCAAUGUAAUCCUUUAUCAUUUUGUGGUUAUUGCACUGAUGAUACAACCAAUUGUCAUGUAUUCCCAAAUCCAGAUCAGCAAUCUUGUGAGAAUGAAUAUGUUUGUUUACUUUCAGACGGUUCAUACAAAGAAGGUGUUGACAAAGCAACUUGUGAAAGCCAAUACGGUAAAUGUAGCUCUGCUUGUGGCACCACUUGCACCACCCCAGAUGGAGGAUCUUCUGGUUGUUUUAUUUUGAAAAAAAAUAAUCAAACAGAAUGUGAAUCUAGCUCUGGUGUAUGGUUAUCAAAUAGUUGUACUGCACCUAAUUUAGACCAAAGUGCUUGUAAUGCAGCUGGUAGCGGCUACUCUUGGGUUGAAUGUGCUUCAAAAGUUUACGGUGAAUGCUCUGGUCCAUUAGACAGUGUAUUUGCUUGUAAGACACAAUAUAGUAAAGAUUGCACAAAAGAACAAUGUUCCACUGUUGGUGAAUGCACAGAUUCAUAUUACUUUUCCCCAGACUCAAACUCAAAUUAUCCAAAAGGUUUGGGUAAAUGUCUCAAAAAACAUUUACAUUACUACAGUACAAUGACUUGCGAAUUUAAUGCAGAAUCAGAUUCUCCAAAUGGAUGUUUUACCUUAGUUCCAUCAUAUUUAACUAAAGCGGCAUGCGAAAAUUUUGGUGGCACAUGGUGGGUUCCAGCAAAAAAUAAAGAUGAGUGUACAUCACAAACAGGUUGCAGAGUUAUUGAUAGAUCAGAUUGGGGUAACUUACCAUACAAUUAUAAGUUUAAUGAAAUGACCAAAGAUAACUGUUCAGCUUGUAGAGAUACUCUUAACGAAUGGACAAAUAAAUUUGAAUGGACUCCAAGCACUUGGUUACCAGGCGUCUAUGUCAAAAAACAAUGGUUGGAAAAUAAAUCAUUUGUCCCAAAUAAAUUAGAAUCAAAAGUUUUCAACUACGAAAAUUUCUAUGAUAGUGUUAUGAAUGCAUUAAAUACUCAUGUUUCAGAAUUAUACCGUUCACAAGCAUUUUGCAGAAUGGAAAGAAUUCAAUCCAACUUAAACUCGUUAGCAUGCAGUUGUUUUGGUGAAGGUGGUCCACAAUGUUUCGAGUCAUCAGUCCCACUUUUAGGUCAAGCUAAAGUAUGUGCAGAAGAAUCAUCAAAAUUCACAUUUGAUUUCGGUUUACUUAAUUUUACAAAAGAUUCAAUUAGUGAAAGUUGUCAAACUCUUUCAAUCUCGCAAAUGUCCAGAGAAAUUUAUACAUCAACUGUUCCAGAUUCAUUAGCAUCAAAUUUUGUAUCAUAUAAUAAACCAGAUAAUUUUGCAAUCUACAACGAAAAGGGGGCAACUAUUGGUACAAUGAUUAGUGAUGGUGUAAUGAUAAAAUCUCAAGACGGUGUUCGUAAUGUUGAUGUAUGCUUCAAGAUAUCAGACUCAAUGAACUUUAAUGAAAAAUAUCCAACUGUCGAUUUAGCUAUUCAAGAAAAUGAAAAAGAUAAACCAACUCCACUUAGUCUUUCUAUUCAUCUUAAUAAAGAAGGCGAUGUAAUAUAUUAUUGUGGUUUUAUUGAAGAUGUUCCAAAAGGUUCACCAAUAUAUUUCCAAAUUAACCGUGCCGAUGAGUGGGAAGGUAAAAGUAAAGAGCUUUUUGAUGAAGAAACCAAAGGUUUAAUGUACGCAUUGGCUGUUAUUUUCCUUGUUGUUGCUGUUGCUGGCUUCUAUGAAUUGGGUACAUUGUUAUAUCUUUACACCAAAAAGAUUGUCACUCAGUUCCAAUUAAUUCAUUUACUCCUUGUAUUUGUAACUGGUUUCAUCUUGAUUAGAUCAAUUUAUUUCUUUUUAUUAGUUAAUGGUAAACUGUCUGAUAGUCCAGUUGCUGAUUACAUUUUAGUAGUACUACCAACUUUCAUUUAUUUCACAUCUUUUUGUCUCAUCAUUAUAUUAUGGUAUGUUAUUGUAUUUUUAGUUUUAAAGAAAAAUAGAGGCGCCGACACUCUUACCAAAAGGUUAUAUUCAAUGGUUUUCAUUAUCAAUUUGGUCCUUUAUAUGUUAUUCAUUGCCAUUGUUUUGGUCUUCCAAUAUACCAAAUAUACACCCAUCAAUGACUGCGGCUCACGUAUCUUUGUAGCAACCAAAACCUCUGCAGCUCAAAGGGGUGUUAGUAUUGCUUAUGCUGUUAUUCAAGCAUUCAUCUCAUUAUUACUUGGAACAGCUUUCAUAUAUUUAGGUAGCAGUUUAUAUAAACGUUUACAUUUUGGAAAUGUUAAUACUGGCUCUAAAACAAAUCACCAAACAAAGGUCUUCAUUCUUUCAAUUAUUUGUUCAAUUGGUUUCCUUCUUCACUGCGCAUUUGUAUUGGUUUUAGUUUCAGAUUUCAAUUCAAUAGUUUUUAGUUUUAUUGGUUUAAUUAUUACAGAAAUUAUCCCUGCCAUUGCUAUCCUUUACUGUUUCAAUCCACGUGAAAAACAAAGAGAUAAAAACGGAAAUACUCUUGGUAAUUCAACAACAACUGGCCGUUCAACAAAACUCUCCAAAUUUGGUGGUAAUGAAUCACCACAUGAAUCACAAGCUUCUUCAUCAAACGAAAAUUAG
This is a messenger RNA of Dictyostelium purpureum, 4998 nucleotides long. RefSeq lists its product as uncharacterized. The coding region runs from base 1 to 4998 and encodes 1665 amino acids. The transcript is spliced from 10 exons. Lineage: Eukaryota; Evosea; Eumycetozoa; Dictyosteliales; Dictyosteliaceae. Gene Ontology annotation, biological process: chemotaxis. The record is from RefSeq and is a predicted model, not a curated record.